This is a messenger RNA of Rotaria socialis, 5376 nucleotides long. Lineage: Eukaryota; Metazoa; Rotifera; Eurotatoria; Philodinida; Philodinidae. The record is from the annotation of a GenBank genome assembly.
AUGCAAGUAAAAUUUUUUAAACAAAUAUCUGAUCCAGUAAAUGGCGAAGCACAAAUAUCAGCUGUUUGUUUUUCACCAAAUGGUCAAAAACUAGCCAUAUGUAUUGAUCGCGUUGUACAAUUAUAUGAUGAAACAGGUGAAUUACGUGAUCGUUUUGCAACAAAGCCAAUAGAUUCUAAAUAUGGUCGGCAAUCUUAUGUUGUUACAGCAAUGGAUUUUUCACCUGAAAGCAAUCAAUUAGCCGUAGCACAAUCGGAUAAUAUUGUAUUUGUAUAUAAAUUAGGUGCUGAUUGGAAUGAUAAAAAAUCGAUUGUAGCAAAAUUCGUACAGUCAGCUCAUGUUACAACAUUGAUAUGGUUACCUGAUGGACAAAUAAUAUUUGGUUUAGCUGAUGGAAAAAUACGUUCAGGAAAUGUCAAAAAAAAUAAAUCACAUACAUUAUUUACAGCUGAACAAUAUACUGUAUCAUUAGCGGCAAAUGUCUCACGUAAAGCGAUAUUAUCCGGUCAUGGUGACGGAAGUAUUUGCCGAUAUAUAAUUGAAGAUGAAGGUACAGGUGAUAAAUCAGGUUUAGUUGUACGCCAUUCAUGUCCACCAUGUGCACUCGUUUGGAGUGCAUAUGGAAUACUUGUUGGAGGAUGUGAUCGACGUGUUGUAGUUUAUAAUAAAGAUGGUAAAAUUUUACAACAGUUCGAUUACAGUCGAGAAAUUAAUGAACGAGAAUUUAGUACUGGUAUUUGUAAUCCAACAGGUCAAGAAUGUGUUUUUGGUUCAUAUGAUCAUAUCCGCCUUUAUUCAUAUCAAGCAAGAAAAGGCAUGUUCGAUGAAGCGCCAAGCAAGGAAAUAAAAAAUAUGUAUACAGUGACAGGAAUGGCUUGGCGUUCGGAUGGUGCACGUUUUGCUGUUGCUAAUUUAACAGGUGGUACAUUUUUAUUUAAUUGUUCAUUGAAAAAAUCAAGUACAAAAGGAAAAUAUGCGAUUAAUUUUGUUUCCUUAUCUCAAGUACUUAUUGAAAAUAAAUCGAAUGGAAAACGUGCAGAUUUAGUUUCACGUAGCGGCUUUGAAAUUGUUGAUGUUAAAAUAAUGGGUCGUGAUCGUUAUGCUGUUGGUUAUACAGUUCAUACACUUAUAUUAGUUGAUUUACAAGAUGAAAAACGUCGUUGUGAAGUUCAUUGGCAAUCGGCUGGCGAUGAAAAAUUUUCUUUUGACAAUGAAAAUGUUUGUAUGAUAUUUGCUAAUGGAGAAUUAACAUUAAUUGAAUAUACGCCUAGCGGAAGACAUGGUGAUAAUAUAUUAUGCUCUGUUCGAACGGAAUUUCUUAGUCCAAAUUUAAUUAGCGUACGUGUUGAAGAACGAAAUUUACAAGGAAAUAAGAAAAUGGGCUAUUUACUUGACAGUCGUACAAUCGCAAUAGUUGAUCUUAUGUCAACAAGUGGUGCAGCUGUUAUUGAUCAAGUAAAUCAUGAUGCAAAUAUUAAUUGGUUAGCAUUAAAUGAAACAAGUCGUUAUUUAUUAUUUCGAGAUAAAAAUCUUAAAUUAUAUUUAUAUAAUCUACUGACAAGAGCAAAAACUUGUAUACUUUCAUUUUGUAAUUAUGCACAAUGGAUACCGGACAGUGAUGUUGUUGUUGGUCAAUCUCAAGAUAAUCUAUCUGUUUGGUAUAAUAUUGAACAUCCUGAAUCUUGUGAUACGAAACCAAUCAAAGGUGAUGUUAUUGAAAUCAGUAAAGAUCCAUCGAAAAAUCGAACCUUUGUUAAAUUGAAUGAUAACGGUGUUCAAUCAUCACUUGAACUUGAUUCGAAUAAAAUUGAAUUUAAUACAGCUAUUAAUGAUGAAGAUUUUCGUCGUGCUGUUGCUUACCUAGAUGCUUGUGGUUCGUCCGAUGACACAUCAAAUGCUCUAUGGGAAACAUUAGCACGUUUAGCGUAUGAAAAACAAGAAUAUGUCGUCGCUGAACAAGCUUAUACGGCGACAAGACAAAUGGCCAAGGCACGUUUUCUUCAUUCAAUAAAUCAAUUAGCACGAGAGAAAAAAGGCUCCUACGAUCAUUAUGAAGUUCGAGCUAAAUUAGCUAUAUUCGAACGACAAUUAAAAGCAGCUGAAUCAAUCUAUUUAGAAAAUGGUGACGUCGAUAAAGCUAUUGAUAUGUAUCGUACGAUGCAUCAUUGGGAUGAAGCUAUAUCGGUUGCCGAUCGUAAACGACAUCCACAAGCUGAUGAACUUCGUUCAACAUAUUAUAAAUGGUUGAUUGAUACAAAACAAAUUGCUCGAGCUGCUGAUUGGAAAUUAAAACAGCAUGAAGACGAAGAAGCUAUUUCAUUAUAUAUGCAAGCAAAUCUACCAUCAAAAUCAGCACAAAUUCUCAUGCAAAAUGCACAAUUAAUGCGCGAUAGUGAUCUUGUUACACGUAUAGCCGUUAGUUUAGUUAAAGCAAAUAUGUUUGAAUUAGCCGGAGAUCUUUAUGAGCAUGUUAAAGAAUUUCCGAAAGCAUUAAGUUGUUAUGAAGCUGGAAAGUGUUUUAUUAAAGCUGUUAAAUUAGCACGUAAGACAAAUCCAAAAGAAGUUGUUGCACUUGAAAGCAAAUGGGGUGAUUACAUGGCUGAACAAAUGCAGUAUCUUGAAGCAGUAACGCAUUUUAUUGAAGCAGGUGAGAACAUGAAAGCUGUACAAGCAGCUAUACUUGGUCGUCAAUGGUCACGUGCAUUGGAAAUUCUUGAACAACAAAGAGACGAGAAUGAUCCAGAUAUUGCUACACAUUAUAAACAACUUGGUAAAUAUUUUAUAUUCGCUGCCGAGAUUCGUGUUGACGUAUUUCGUGGAAAAACUACUCAUUUUGCACACAUUCAAGAAUUUGAGAAAGCUGAACGAUGCUAUUUGAAAGCUCAAGCUCCAGGUGAAUGUGUUGAAAUGUAUAACCGUGCUGCUAAAUGGGAACACGCAUUCCGUCUUGCCAAACAGUACAUGAAUAAAGAUGAGGUCACUAGACUAUAUUCAAAUCAAGCUAAAGAACUUGAAGCUAAAGGACGUUAUAAAGAAGCUGAAAAAUUAUACAUAACUAUUAAUGAUAAUGCAGCAGCUAUUCUUAUGUAUAAACGUAUGAAGAAUUAUGAUGCAUUGAUACGUCUCGUUCGUCAAUACUAUCCAGAUAAAAUGAAAGAUACUGAAAUAACAAUUGCUAAAGAACUUGAACAAGAUAAACGAUAUAAAGAAGCUGAAAUGCAUUAUAUUCAAGCUGGUGAUUGGAAAUCGGCUGCAAAUAUGUAUCGUUUAUUAGAUAGCUGGGAUGAUGCAUAUCGUAUUGCACGACAACAUGGAGGUCCAGUACCAGCUCAACAAGUAGCAUUCUUCUGGGCUAAAAAAUUGGGUGGCGAUGCAGGUGUCAAACUUUUGAAUAAAUUAGGUCAUGCAGAACAAGCCCUUGAGUUAGCUUGUGAACAACAUGCAUAUGAAUUUGCAUUUGAUAUAGCUCGACUUCUUCUCAAAGAUAAACUUCCUGAAGUUCAUUAUAAAUAUGCGCUUCAUCUAGAAGAUGAACGUCGUUAUCUUGAAGCCGAAGCUGAAUUUCUUAAAGCUAAAAAACCAAGAGAUGCUGUACUUAUGUAUGUACAAAUUAAAGAUUGGGAUCGAGCUCAAAGAAUCGCUCAAGCAAAUGAUAAGGCUCUAUUAAAUGAUGUACUUAUCGGUCAAGCCAAACAAUCAUUUGAUAAUAAUGAUUUCCCCAAAGCUGAAAGCUAUCUUCUACAAGCACAACGACCUGAUCUUGCUGUUAAAUUAUAUAAAGACAAUGGCUUAAUGCAAGAUGCCCUGCGUGUAUGUCAAGAAUAUAUGCCAAAUAAACUUGAUGAUUUACGUGAAGAAUUAGCUCGUAGUGGUGGAAUGAAUGAGACUAGAACGAAUACAGCUGCAGGCAAUCGACCAACAACAUCAUAUAACAACGAUAAUAUUCUCGAACAAGCUGCUCGUUAUGAAACUCAAGGUGAAUAUCAACGUGCAGUUGAACUAUAUUUACGUUUAAUGCCUCAACAAGAUAUACCAAAAGAAACACUUGUUAAAGCUUACCUCAAAGCAAGUGAUAUAGCAAGAAAAUUUCUACCGGAAAAUAAAGCUCAACAUGUUAUACGAACUAUUGGUCCACGUCUUGUUCAACUUGGACAGCCAAAUCAAGCUGCCGAACAAUAUCUACACGUUGAAUUACAUAAAGAAGCCGUCGAAGCAUUUAUCGCCGGUAAACAAUGGGAAAAAGCUAAGAAAUUAGCAUUAGAAGUCGAUCCGCAAUUAGCUAAAUAUGUUGAUGAUCUCUAUAAGAAGCAUUUGAAGGAACGCGGAAAUGCUAAAGAAUUAAUGAAUGUUGAUGUCACAGGCGCAUUAGAUUUGUUUGUUGAAAAAAAUCAAUGGGAAGAAUGUUUUGUUGAAGCACAAAAGCAUGGGCCAUUAGUUUUACAUAGUUAUUUAGCUAAAUAUGCUACACAAAUGAUUCAAUCGAAUCGUGCUGAAUUAGCAGCAAGUGUCUAUAAACAAUAUGGAGCUAUUGCUAUACCACAAAAUUUAAGAAUCUAUAAAGCCUUAUUCUAUCGUAUGUUAAGAAUUGAUUCAUUGAAACAUGAAAAUUAUCCGAAAUGGGCAGAUGUACGUGAUGUUCUACACGACGUUUUUGAAAAUAUGAGUUCAUCAGCAUCGGGAUCAGCAGGUGGUAUACAAAAAGAAAUCGAAGAGCAAAGGCCAACAUUUGAAAUUCUUCUUUGGGUUGCUCAUAUGAAUGCGAUGCGUUCUGCAUGUUCCGAACAUGAACAACUUGAUGUAAUAACAGCGAAACUUUCAAUAUCGCUUCUUCGCCAUUCGGAUAUUUUACCAGUCGAUCGUGCAUUUUAUGAAGCUGGUAUCAUGUGUCGGAAAGUCGGUUGGAAUGAAAUGUCAAUGUUAUUUCUUAAUCGUUAUUUGGAUGUUGUCGAUGCAAUCGAAGAACAUAAUCCUGACAUGUUAGCAACAUCAGAUUUCGUUGAAACAGAUAUACCGUAUGAAAUUGAAUUGCCUGAUCAACCAUCUUUACCAGCUGAACAUCAUGAGAAAAUAAAAGAACAUGUUUUAGCACUUUCAAUGAAACAAGCAGUAAAACCAACGCUACGCCGAGAUGCUCGUAAUUGUAUUGAAUUCUCAUUAGUUAAUCCUGAAACUAAUGAUCGUUCAUCACCUUGUCUUAUUACGGGCUAUCCUGUACUUGAAGAUGCUGUUGUUUUUGAUCGAUAUAAUUUAAUGGCAAAUAAAGAAGAUUGGAAUAAAUUCGUCUUAUCAGCGAAAUCCAUUCGUCGUGAAGCAUUGCAGGAUUGUUUGAAAUUUCUUGCUAAAUGGACAGGAUCGCAACCUAAUGUCAGUUUGUAG